UUUUUCCAGACUUGCAUUGAAUCGAAAGCCCUUCCGAUAGUUCAUCAUGUUAAGUACAUAUGUGGUCCUACAGAAGAUCACAGAUUCCAUAUGGGAAAGUUCUCCGGAGUCCUGAAGUGUCUGCUUGGGGAUCAAGUCAUAACAGAUAAGCAGGACCGUGGUACUGUGCUGGCAGGUGAGAUAGCCCUGCAGAGAGGACUAGCGUGUAGUACAGCCGGAGGAACUCAUCACGCUUUUCCCGGCUACGGCUCAGGUUUCUGUCUGCUUAAUGACCUAGCUGUGGCCGCCAAAUACAUGAAGAGGAAGUUUACCACCAGGAAGAUUCUCAUUGUGGAUCUGGAUGUACAUCAGGGUGACGGCACAGCAUUGAUUUUCAAGGAGGAGCCAGAUGUUUUCACCUUCUCAGUGCAUUGUGGGAAAAACUUUCCAUUCAAAAAGCAGCAGAGUGACCUGGAUAUCAAUGUGGAAGAUGGUAUCGAAGGAAAAGAGUAUAUUUCCAAAGUUUACCAGAGGGAUCUUUACGUACUUCAGACAGUCAUUAAAAAGGGCAUUCCUGUAGCCACAGUUAUCGGAGGAGGCUAUUCCAGGAAUAUUGAUCGCUUGGCACGGAGGCAUUCAAUAAUUCACAGGGCUGCAUCCAAGGUUUGGAGACAAGAUGGAUUGUAACCCCAUGAUGGAAAGUACAGCAAACAGUGAAGAUCUCGGAGCGCUGAGGGAUUGUUUAUUAACUUACUGCAAAUACAAUAAUCAUUGCCAAGGCAGUAGAUUUCGUGAGUAACAUUUUAUAUUAUAACAAGCUGUCUUUUUUUUAUAAAUUAUAAUAUAAUUUUAUAUGAUUAACCCCUAGUUUUACAGAUGAGGCUUAAAGCUAGUCCUAGACUAAGACACAUGUUUGAGCUGUCUCAAUUGAAAAUAACUUGCACUAACAGAUCUUAAAGGGAUAGUGCACCCAAAAAUGAAA
Misgurnus anguillicaudatus (oriental weatherfish) is the source of this 961-nucleotide messenger RNA. Lineage: Eukaryota; Metazoa; Chordata; Actinopteri; Cypriniformes; Cobitidae. The record is from RefSeq and is a predicted model, not a curated record.